UGUGACCUAGGAUUAAUAGGCGCUUGGUACAAGUUCCUUUUGAAAAUAUCUCCGCAGGGCGUUUCAUAAUUUGUCAUGUAACGUGACUUUUAAUUAUUCACAUGUUAUUUUUAAUGGUUUCCGGUGUUUUCAGUGCUCUUUUUAUAUAUUCAUGUAUUAAAUUAAUCCGCAUAGAAGGAUUCAUUUGACAGUUUGACUAUCAAUUGUACACAUUUCCCAUGAUGAGUUAUCAGUUUUUAACAAAAAAUUUUUGCAUCUCUUCAUUGUCCUUUAUUUAAACAACUUUUCAUAUGAGCUUUUAGGACGAUAAUUAUUUCAAAUGCCUUAAAUUUUUAUUUGCAAUACAUCUUAUAUGAAUAAUAAAUGUUAUAAAUGUCUGAUAGCAACAACAACAAUAACAGUUAUAACGGCAAAUAUCCGCUUAUUUCGUCUCCAACUAUUUCCACUUCAGUCGGUUUAGGAAGUACUACUCAACAACAUACAUAUUCUAAUGUAAUUAAUAAUGAUCUAAACAACUGUACUGAUAAGUCUAAUUCCACUGUCAUCUCAUCUAGCACUAAUGAUAUUGGUAGACUUUUAUCAUGUAUAACUUCAAAUGGAAAUUGUUUCCUACAUAUACUUCUACUCAUCCUACAAUUCAAACACAAUUUUCUAAUGAUGUAGAAAGUGAGAUUUCUACUCAUCACCAGCAGCAAAAACAAGAAUCACCCGGUGGAAAUAAUUCAUCUACAAAUUUAUGUGGUUUUAGAAUUAAAUGUGAAGCUGAUAGUGGUUUUUCACCGAUUGGGAAUUUGUCUGGACAAUCUGCGCCAAUCUCUAAGUCAUCGUACGAGAUGAUGUGUAACAGUAAAUCGACCGCCACUAACUCUACGUUGGAAUCUUUCUCAGGGAAAACUGAAUCAUUUGAGGAACAUGAAAUAGUUGAUGAUCAAUUUAUUGAAAAUCGGAAACUUGUCGAAACAUGUGGAUCUUUACGAGCACAUCCACAAAGCAAUAAGACUAAUAGUAAUAAUGAUACAAAUGAAUCUAUUUCAUCUCAAUCAACAAGAUAUAUAUCAUGUUCAUCAGUGGAUCAACUUACACUACCUCAGACUAAUUUAAGUAAUCAUUUUCAUUCAGAUAAUAUUCUUAAUUCAGGAUGUAAUAACCGUAUAUUGAACAAUUCUCCAGUUCGUAUUGUAUCUCAGGGUCGACUAGAUAAUGAUAACGCAAGUGUUAACUCUUCAUCAGACUUUACAGCUGAUGCGCUUACUUUCAUUGAUACAUCAUCAACAUGUAUAAAUACAUUUGAUACAAAUGAACGUAUGCUUACAGGAACACCUGAUUUUUCUUGUUUUUUUCCUAAUACAUUAUGUGAUCCGCUGACUAAACGUUUUACUUCUAAUGGCCAUACACCAUGCGCCGGUUUUCCUGUAACUAAUCAGGCCGAUUCAAAGGUUCUAAUAGGUCUCAGUCCUCUAUCGAAAUCGCAUCGUUUAUGUUAUCCAUAUGAUGCAUAUGAACCACUGAAAAGUGAUUUCAAAGAACACUCAAAUAUAAAUAACAAUAAUACUGUUGAUAGAGCUCAACCGAAUUCUUCACCGAAUAGACUUAAAAAUAUACUAAACAAUACAUUAUAUGAUCGUACUGGUAGUAACAAUGGAUCUAAUUCAGUUACAACGCCUAUAACUUGUAAUAAUGAUGAAGCGGUGAACUUGAUUACUGACUCUGGUCAAAAGAGUCUUGUAAAUUGUAACGAAGUUCAAUUACCAGGAUUCAGUAGUCCUGAAUCAGCUUUCUAUCAAUAUCAAAAUAAAAUGGAGGGGCAAAGAUGUCAAGUGUGUGGUGAGUUGGCAGCCGGUUUCCAUCAUGGAGCAUAUGUAUGUGAAGCUUGCAAAAAAUUUUUCAUGCGUCAUUCGAUGGCUGAUACAAAACCGACAAAUGUCUGUCCAACUGGUGGCAACUGUAUAGUGGCUAAAGGUAGUCGUGGGAAAUGUCAAAUUUGUCGUUACCGUAAAUGUUUACUUGUUGGGAUGAAAAUGAAAGAUCCAGAAACUCAAUCAGAAAUCGAUAUUUCUAAUAUUCCUUGUCGAGUGUGUGGCGGUAGAUCGUCUGGAUUUCAUUUUGGUGCAUUAACAUGUGAAGGAUGUAAACGAUCGUCACCACUUAACGAUUCUUCCCAAUUGGUUCGUCAUUAUUCCAAUGGAUCAUCUAGUGUAUAUGACGCUUUAGAACGACAUGCUUUGGAUCGUACCGGUGAAUCUAUCACAUUUAAUGAUGAUAGAAAUGAUUCACACCCCAUAUGUAGUAGUUCCAAUAACGGUAAUGAAGGUAGUAUUGAUCAAAACUCAGGUUACAAAACAGUCAAAUCUAUUCCGCUGCAUCAAUCACCUAUUUCAGAAUCAUCAUCGGCUACAUUUUGUGCAUCUCGUUUGCUUAAUAAUAAAAAGUUAUUAUCCUUUUAUUCUCAGGAACAUCAAUUACAAUCAUUAUCAUCUCAAUCCAGUAUCAAUUGUUCUCUGUCAUCUACCUCUCCUACUCCUACUACUACUUCCUUGUGUUCUUCUCAACGUUCCUCUUCACCUUUUUCACUAAUCUCUUCAAAUUUGUCUCAGGUGCAAACAUGUAUAUCCACUAUACCGAAUUCAGAUAAUGAACGUGUUAAUAAAGUGAAAUUAUCUACCUCCAGCUUUUCAAACUCAACUAUCAAUACUACUGUAUGUAAUAGUACUACUACUACUCCUACACUGACAACCGUUAAUACAAAUAUAUCAUCAAACACAACAGUGGCAAAUAAUACAACUGCCAAUCGUCACAACUUCAUAAGUUUCGAUGAUCCGUCAUUUUGGGAAGACGUAGAAGAUACUUUACCAUCAAUCAAUGUAACUUCUGAAGCUGUUUCACAAUUCACUGAUGGCAUGCGUACAGCUACUGAAUUUCUACGAUUACCAAAUGCAUACUUUAAAACACGUUUCCGUAUGACAUCGAUACCACCGGAACAUCAAGACAAUAUUAAUCAAGUAUGGGGUCAUAUGAUGAAUCAUUUUCAUAUGCACGCUCAACAGGUUGUACAAUUCGCUAAACUUGUACCCGGUUUCAAUCAGUUAGGCAUAACAGCUAGAAGCAAUCUAGUUCGCGAAGCUAUGUACUCAGUCCUACUGCUGCUUCUUAGUCGUGAUUAUUGUCCAGAAACUGAUGAAUAUAAUUAUUUUGAUUUUCCAACAAAAGAACGUGAAGUGAUCAUGCGACAUUUCCCGACAUUUAAACGUAUUACAGAGCAUUUACGUGUUUCCGGACGAAUAAUGCACCACUUAAAUUUGAGUUUACCGGAAUUAUCGUUAUCAUGUGCUGCAGAAAUAUUGCGAAAUUAUUGUAUACUUGAAGAGCCUACCGCAAAAAGUACAGCUGAAUUAUUUGUAUUAGCACAUCAUAGUUUGUUAAAUUGCAUGGCAAAGCACUCUGUUCCGACUGUUGCAUCAACACAACAAAGACGGACCCAGUUAUUCGCUCUUAGGAAAAUGAUACGAGUAAUGGACAAGGAACAUCAUGAAAUUUUAGCAGAUUUAAGGGUUCUCAGGUCUGAUCUUCGGUUCCCUGAACUAUAUGUGGAAAUGUUUCAAUUAGCUGAUAGUGCAUCAGCGCUGUUUUCCGCUUCUGCUCAAGCUGUAACACUAGCCUGUUCUGGUGUUCUACAAUCCUCAUUAGGAUCUUUUCAAAAUUCCAGUUAGCAUCAACUUCUUUAAAUAAUAAUCAAUCUAAUUUAAAUAUAAAUAAAUCAUCUGAUUCGACAGUAAAUAAUAGUGAUUUUAUUCUAUCCGUUGAUCGAUGGGAUGCAGGUCGACUUGCUUUAACUGUUCCAGCAGCAGCGGCAGCUGCAGCUGCAGCAGUUGUUGCAUUAACUGAACAAACUUCUAUAUGUCAAAAUAAUAAUAAUAAUCAGUUAUUACUACAAACUAAUUCUCAAUUGUCUUCAACAUGUGCAUUUCCUCAAUUCUCCAAUUCAAUUGUUGUCGGUUCAUCAUCAUUAUUGUCUACCAAUGUUAGUCUUAGUUCGUGCCAGAAACGAGCUAAAAAUGAUGUAAAUCAAUCGGAUAAUACAACAUCUACUAUUCCUGUUUUUCCUACGAAUACCAAUAAUACUAUUGCUUUUAUCACUUCACCUUCUUUUAUGUUUCCUAAUCAAUUACAUCAUCCAUCUUCUUGAUAUUUAUCUGCCUCUCUCUAUUCAUCUCGUUGUACUCUCAUACAAAUAUAAAAUACCCAGUCACACUAAAUUGAUCCUGUGUGUCUUACAUAUUCUUAAUGGUUAUCUUUUAAAUCUAUGAAAUACAUCUUUACAUUUUUUUCGAGAUCUAUUCGUCCAUCGAUUUUUUUCUUCUUUUGCCCUCCAAAUAAAGAUGAUGAUGAUUAUGAGGCAACACAUUACACAAUUACAUAUUGAUUAAUUUAGUUUCUAUGAGACUAUCUCCUGGAUUUCUCUUGUUUGUGUUUAUGUGGAUUGUUUUUGUAGCUUAUACUUUUAUUAUUAUUUUUUUCCUUUUCUAAAUCGAAUUUCCUUUUUUUUUCUCAACCUUAACCAUUAUCAUCAUUGUGUGUGUGUGUGUUGUACUUCAAUGAUUGUGUAUUAUUGAUUGUUUUUGUUGUACACUUAUUUUUUGUUUGUUUGUAGUAUGACACACAUACAUUGCAAUGAACCUUUCUGUAAAACAAUUAAAAUGGAAGAAAUCUAACUGAUAUAUAAAUAUAGAUAUAGAUAUGCACACACACACACGCAAAAUCUACGGUAAUCAAUAAUUUUUUGUAUUUCUUUAUGGUGGUGUAACUCAGGUUAGAAUUUUCGGUCUAUUUAUUUAUUAAAUUAAUUUAAUUUAAUGAAAGGGAUUCAUAUUUUAUAUCUCUGUUACAACGUCUCUAAAAUUUACAUUGUAAAUGACAUUUUGUGUCUUGUGUGUGUCUAUGUAUGUGUAUGUGUGUAUGUAGGUACAAGGAGAGAAAAAGUAACAACAACAACCACAAUAAUGAAGAAGAAGAAGAAGAAUGAAUUUUGCCAUUAGUAUAGUGUCAUUGUAUUUUGGUUGAUUUAUAUAUAUAUAUUUAUUUAUUGGAAUUGUUAUUGAUAUUGAUAUUAUUCGUCUUGACAAUUACGGUUACAAUGUGGUGUAUACGUUUUAUUCAUUGUUUCCAUUCUAUCUUACUCAAUUUUAUUUAAAAUGAUUUCUGUUUAUUAUUCAGGGUUUUUCUUAAAGUUUCAAGCUUCUUUUUUUUUCUUUUCUCAUUCUUUAUCUUCGUCUUUAUUCAAUAUUUCCUUUUUGUAUACUGCAUGCUAUAUGAAUUUUGAUUCGUUUGUGUAUUAUUUAAUUUAAGGUAUAUACCCAGUGUGUGUGUGUGUGUGUG
Schistosoma mattheei is the source of this 5373-nucleotide messenger RNA. Lineage: Eukaryota; Metazoa; Platyhelminthes; Trematoda; Strigeidida; Schistosomatidae. The record is from the annotation of a GenBank genome assembly.